AUGAGGUGCAAGCUACUCCUAACCUCCCUCCUCCUCCUCGCCGCUGCCUUCUCCAUAACUGGCUUAGGCGGGUGGAAGCCCAUAAAGGACCUCAACGACCCAUACAUUCAGGAAAUCGCAAAUUUGGCCGUCACUGAAUAUGAUAGAAGGUCGAAAGUGAGCCUAGUGCUCGUGAGCAUGAAGAGCAGUGAGUCCCAGGUGGUCAAAGGGUCGGUCUACCACCUUAUCAUCUCAGCGACAAACGGGACCACCACAGCAGAUUACGACGCCAUCGUCCCGGACAAACUUGACCAUUCGAGGGAACUCACUUCAUUCAAGCCUGUUAAAUCCUAA
Messenger RNA from Punica granatum (pomegranate), 333 nucleotides. Lineage: Eukaryota; Viridiplantae; Streptophyta; Magnoliopsida; Myrtales; Lythraceae. The record is from RefSeq and is a predicted model, not a curated record.